CUGCACAUUAGAGCCUAUUAGCAUGCAAGAAUGCAUUCCAGAUACCUUUGGCUACAAUAUGAUGGAAAAAAAAUCAAAGAAUAUUUAUUUCCUGUGAUGUUAUUUUGACUUUUAUGAAAAGUGUCCAAAACACCUUGAAUAGUCUUCAGACACAGACUGAUGAGAGAACAUAAAUUUGACGUCGAGAAUUUGGCCAUGUCACGUGAUAUAUAAUCUUACAUAAUCCACUAAAAAUGCGAAGCAAAGUCUACCAGGAGAUUGGCUCACAAAUCUCAAUAAGCCAGCUAUGGGUCGCAGAAAGACCUGCAUUAAAAAUAGGCUCAAGAACCUGCAUAAAAAUCCCCCUAAAGUCAAGUCCCAAGCACCAGAACUCGUCAAGUCAAGCACAUCAGAGCCUGGAAUAGACUGUGACUCCGAGUCAGAAGCAUACACUUCUGAUCUUGAGUUGGAGGACAGUGAAGAUAAGGUCAUGCAGGAAAUUCAAAUAGAUUCAGACCUUCUUGCCUUUGCUGCCAAACUCCAGGCAGCACAUGACAGUAUGGUUAGAAAGGAGAGGGAAAGACGAGAAGCCACAAAGAGAAAACCAGUCUACAUGGGAAAUUCAGACCGGACAAAAUGGAGGCAGAGACUCGAGGGAAAGAAAAUGGAGGCUGCUGGAUUCCCAUCCAUAGUGUCAUUCUUCCAAAAAAAUGCAGAACCUGAGAGCAGCAAACAGGAAGACAGAAUACAGAUUACCAAUGGCAACCAGGUGCAAGGAACGAGAUAUGUCACAGCAGAUCCAGAGAUUGUUGAGAUCCAACAGCCAUCUCAGUCCGAACGAGUCACAGAUCCACAAGCUGAUGUUGCAGCUGAUUCAGAUGCAGAAUCCGAGUUCCCAACCACAUUUGACCUUCCGGAUCAUCAAGAUCUCCCAGCUUUGCGAAGAGCCAAGGCUGAAUUGAUAGUGAGGCACAAGAAAGAUAAUCUCAAAAUGUUUAUCUGUGCUCGUGUCACCAGUAUGAUUGCUCUUAUCAGUCUGUAUAUUGAUCUAGAGCUUGGAUUUGGGUGGAUGAAAUGCUCUAAGCUUGCAGCAGAAGCAACUGGAAGAAGGGUCAAUCAUGCCUGA
Molecule: messenger RNA, 1105 nt
Organism: Suillus plorans
Lineage: Eukaryota; Fungi; Basidiomycota; Agaricomycetes; Boletales; Suillaceae
Exons: 2
Coding region: 287-1105 (272 amino acids)
Source: RefSeq, a predicted model, not a curated record